GCAUCAGGUUCGUAAUCUAUUAUUAGAAACUUGUUGAAGCCGUGAACUAACUUCUAAAACCAAGAAAUCCAAGAGUUAAAUUCAUUUGUGCCAGUAUUUUCAAAUUACUGUUCAAUUUAAACAUUCCAUAAAACAAUUAAUUUCCUACUUGUAAGUAUAUGAUCGCAAUGAUCUCAUAUUUUAUGAAUAUAGUCAAUAGACGACAUGUUAUAAGGUCUAUGAUCAGCUGUGUCAAGCUUCCGUAAUCAUACUCUAAGGAAGUCUUCUGAUUGCGCAAUAUCAAUAAGGCAAGGCGACGCUGGUUGGUGUCCAACAAAGCUGGAAGUCUGUUUCAAUCAUAUUGUAUGAAUAUAUUAACAGUUUCCCAUAAUUUCAAUGUUUAGUUUAACAUUUAUAUUAUCCCCCUUUUAAAUCCAUUAAUAAUACAGCCGGCUGAUAGUGUGGUAGCCAUCAGUAUCAGCCAUAAAAAUAAAUUAUAAGUAUAAGAUAAACUUUCAUCCAUAAUAAAUACAAAAAGUUGAUGUAAUCUGAUAAAGUUACAAUUCACAAAGUAGGCUGAGGCUAAACAAAAAAUAUUACUAAAUGAAAAGUCGUUUAAUAAUAAUUAAAGUUAUUUUAUUUCAUGCAUUUUGACUAACACUUAAACUUAAGUUAAAUAAGAACAAAUUUGAUUAGAUUAUAAUAUACAAAAGUAGUUACAUUUGUGCUUCAACUUCAGGCAGCCACCUACCUCAGAGAGAGCCCCGAUUUAACUAUCGAUUUGCCACAUCUAAUAAUGAAAUUAAACAUCAUCAGUAUCGGUUCUGCCGAAUUGGAAGGGAUCUGCUGAAUCUCACCUCUGGACUUAGCCCUGCUCAUCGUCAUCAUCAUCCCUAAAAAUUUACUGAUGUCUGACAGUCUCACUAACUAGUCACAGCAAAAUCAUUUUCCAAGCAAAAGCUGUGCCCGAGGCAAAGCCUUAAUUAAGUUGCCUAAUUCCUCCAAAAAAGUAUUUAGUACAACACAUUAUCAGCGUUAUGCAUGAAAAAUUAAAAGUGUUUUUUUAUUCUUCUAAAGAUGGUUUCCACUUUUCACACCACCCCCACCGGCCCACUUUCACACAGCUGUGGUCACAGCUAAGCAGCUGAUUAUCUUGAACUUGUAUAGGGUUGAGGACUUCAAUAAAAUAAUGAAAUACAAAAUGGCCAUGAGCCUGCUGUUUAGUAUAGUUCUAUAAGUCUAAGCUAGUAACUGUUACAUCUAUUUUUUUCCCACAUUUUCCCUUUCUAUCUGAGAUCUAGCAGGCCUAGUCUGAAGGUCACUUUCACUUAUGUAAAAUUUUCAAAUAAAAAAAUUGAUAUGCAUUGCAUUUACACUAAAUAAAUAGUAAUUAAUUGUAAUUCACGAUUGCAGCAUCAAAAUAUUUUUUCUGUUAGCUUAUCGACUUAUUAACUGAUUAACUACCAGAUGGAAAAAGCCACUGUAGCCAAAUUAAAUCUAGGACACAUUUUCUCAUUUUAGGUAAAGGUACAAAUUCAGCUGCAGUUUUCUUAAUUAUAAACAUAUUCUGAGUAUUAACCCAUUUUAUGGGUAAUUCAGUUGUCUAUACUAUAAGAUAAACUUAAAACAUUUGUAAAGUUAAGUUGUGUUAGGAAAUUAUUAAUUGUUAAAUUGGUAUUUACAACAGAAAAACAAUUAAAAAAAUAUAUAAAUGUGCCACUUAUGCAUAAAUUUUUAAUUUCUAAAUCAUUUAAAUCAUUUUAUUUGGUGGUUUAAAAAUAGUAUAUCUAAUAAUAAGAAUAAUGCACCAAAGAACACAGAAAUUGAAUAAUAUUUACACUUCCAAUCACUUGUAUGCCUUUAGUAACCCUGUAUUUUGUUGCCACGGUAAACAAGUAUUAAAAUUUUGUAACUAGUUUGGAAAUUAAAUCAAAAUUAAUUAAUAGCUAGUUUUUUAAAACAUUAUGCUGAUAGCAUGCGGUUUGAAUAUAAACAUCAUGUCGGUAAAUUAAAAUCUCAAAGCAAAGCGAGAAUAAAAUAAUAAUAUUUGACCCGAUUUACUAUGAUACAAACGCUUGACGCUACCAGCGGCUGGUGGCCAUAACAGAAUAAACGCUGAGCUGCUCCCAUGGGCUCAUGGUAGUUAAACAGUUAAAAUAUGAGUUGUAAAACUGAUGCAGUUUGUAAUUUAUUUAAUUCAUAUUUUUUUGUCUCAGUCUGCAGCCCUUUUUUCAUUAGGAAAACAUAAAUAUUCAAAUAGAUCUACUGGUGGUUAAGGUCCGAUCUUAACAACUGAAAGCCCAUACCGUUUUUUUAAUAAUAAUUUGUAUAACAUUUUGUCAAGGUACGAUCAUAUGUGCUUUGCUUUUAAACAAAUUCAGAUGUGCCCCAAGAUGCAUCCACUAGUUUUUUAAUUUAUAAAAAAUUUCCCUCCCCACACCUAAGCCAGCCUUCUUAAUUUCUCUACCCCCACCAAUCAAUCAAAGGGAUUUAUCUUCUCAAAAGACCUGUAUUUAUGAAAGAAUUAUAUUAAUUAAAAUCUAGGUGUGUGUGGGGGGUGGGGCUAUAUACGUGUCAUCAUUUGAGAAAUUUGGGCAUAAGGAUGAAAAAAUAUUUCAGUGCAUUUGAUUUGAUUGGAUAAAGAAAACUUGCAGCCUGCAAUUAGCUGAGUUGAGAUGAAAUUGUCCCUUAGAGCCAUUUGGGUUGGCCACCCUUGUUGUAUUGUAUAACAAUGGAUUGCUUAAACUAAUAAAUAUCGCAGUAAGCGUUCAUCAUUUUGCAUGUAACAGCAUAGCUAGAGGUGGACAAUGUCUCUAUUAAUUAUAUCAAUUGCAAUAAAAUCAAUACAAUUAAAAUUUUGAUAGUCUUACUAUACUAUCAAAUCUUUCCCUAGGGUAGUACUCCAUGUUUAGUAAAUAUAUCACAUAUGAAAAAUAAAAUGUUAUUGCUGCUGGUUUUAAAUUCCUGUUCUUUAAAUGUUGGGGAAUAUCUAUUUAAUUUUUUCAUGUUUAGGCUUUUUCAUUUAACUUGCAAGCCAAAAACAAAAUCAGCAACAAAAUGAAAUGAUAUAGUUUUUAGUAACUAAUAUUAAAUAUAUGCUAUUUUUCCAGAAAGCUGUGCUGUAAACAACUUCCGGUUAAGUCAUGCCUCCAAAGAAAUCAUACGACUCAUAUGAUACAGAAUCCGAAGGUGACUCCCAGUCUGGCAAACCCUGUGGUACCAAGAGGCAAAAAUUGGAUAAGAAUAGUGAAGAGUAUAAAAAAAGGAGAGAGCGUAACAAUGUGGCGGUGCGUAAAAGCAGAGAGGCUAGCCGACAGAAGGCAAAAGACACAAUGGAAAAGGUUGCUCGUCUCCGAGAAGAAAACUGGGCCUUGGAACAAAAAGUGACAAUUCUUAACAAAGAGUUGGGUGUGUUACGGGACCUUUUCCUCACUCACGCCACCGCAACAGCAGCUGUCCAGGCUCAACAUGUAACAAAAGUAAAAAAAGAGAAUGGAGACGAUGAAAUAUCAGAAGAUAGUUGUGCAAAAUCAGAUGCAGCUAGUAAUGAUCAUUUGCACUUUCUGGUCAACAACUCUUAGUUUACGUCAUGGAGAGGAAAUUUAAAAUAUUACAAAAUGUAAUGUAAAGGUGCUUUUGCAAGGAAAAGCUAAAACAGUCAGCUUUGAGACAAUGUACUCACACUGUGCAGAACCAAGACCGAAUUGAGAUCAAACACAGAAUCUUUUCCUCUUGGGUUCCACAAACGAAGUACUUGGUCUGUCUGUCAUAGUGACUAAUUUAGCCUCAGAUGUAUUUGUUUAGCUUAUUAUAAUUAUAAUAACCACAUCUGUUAUGUAGCAAUAAUUGACACCAAUGUCUUAAAUAACUCUGAACAUUCUUUUAUGGACUGGUGAAAAUGUUCUAAAGCUUCAUUUGACAUAAUUCAGUGCUUUUUAAAAAACAAUGAUAAACAUUGAAAUUAUAUUUCAGAAACUUCCUUUUCAUAUCUAACAAACUGUUAAAUUGUUAAUUUCUUUAGUAUUAUUAUUAAUAUUUUUUUUUUUUUUGUUAGUGGUGAAUAAUUCAAAAUUAUUUUAAAUUAAAAACAUUAAUAUUUCCUUUCAUUAAAAAUAUCAAAGUAACUGAAAAGGAAAAAAAUAUAUUUGAACUAUUUGCCAUCAGAAAAAAAAUUGCUUAAUUAAAUUUAUAUCAUAUUAUUACAUGUUUUGAAAUAGAGUGAUUUGUUCAAUAAGAAUUUUUAACAGGUAUAUCAAUUACAUAAAAAGCAUAAAAUGCCAGAUUAAAAUUUAAAAAAAAUGAAAUAAUGGGCAUUCUUAUGUUCAUAGUAUUUAGCUAUUGUUUAAGAUCCUUUUGUAUAUGCACACAUUAAAAAAAAAAAGUCUAUUUAUAUAUUAAUCUUAUUUCAAGGGUUCCCAACUCCUGUUUCCUGUGGAGUUGUCUGCUGAAAAAUUAAACUAAAGAGAGUAAUGUUCUUAAGAAAUAUUCAUGUAGAGUAGAUUUUCAACAUUUCUUAAUUUUAAAUGAAACAUUAAAUGUUGCGCUUGGCAUGAGGUUAGCAUGAGCGAAAACUUGAACCCAAAUUUUAAAGUUUGUGAACGAUUUAUAAUCUAAAUUAUCACAUGAAAUAUAUUUUAAGUUAAGAUUAUAUUUGAAUUGUUUAAUAUUUACCAAAAAUUAUAUUUUUAAUGAAUUUUCAUUUACCCCAUUAAAGUGUAUUGGGAUCAUAAGGCACUUCUUUUAAAUAAAAUGGGGUCAGAGGUCACUUUGCUAUUUAAAUUCAAUAAAGUUUAGGGUACUAUAAAAUAUUUUUUUAAAAAGCAGCCUGGUGGGGUAAAUAACGUACAGAAAUGAGUUAUAGAAUAAAAUGCUGACACUGUUUAUGUCGGGUUAUGGCUACCAGUUGUACUUUAAUGUACUUCAAAGCAAGACUUGUAGCACAGGUGAAGAGCGUAAUGAUUUAAACGAUCUAAGAAAAUGUGUUGUUUCAAAGCACACAGUAAAUUGAUCUAUUUUUUUAUGUUAAGCACAACAUAAAUACGGUAACACGGAUCAAAGGACAUUAAUUUGUAAAAAAAAUUUGUCAUUACUUUCAAUAACCGGUGUCUUUUCAUUUGUACAGACAAGAUAUUUUUUGUAAAACAACCUGUUUGGCUCCAUCUGUAAUCAUGUCCCAUUGAUUUAUGAUUUGUUACCACACACAAGUGCAACAGUUUGAAUAUGAGACAAUUUCACCUUUUGAUGAAUAUAAUAUUUAUAAACCACUGUUACUGUUAACAUUGCUUACCGGUAUGUCACAGGUCUAACCAGACAAAGUGUUAUGGACAGUGUACAGAUGAGCUCCUGGAUGUUGAAUUGGUCCUUGUAAACAAAAUGUUACGCCCUGACUGGUGUUUGUUGUUCCAAUAGUUUCCUUUUUUUUACAUAGUAAUACUAUACUAUAUGAAUGGUAUGGGAAAUGUAACUCAUAUGUAAAAAAAAUUGUGAUAAUGACUAGAGGUACAUGUUUACAUCAUCUACAGGAUGGUACGCACAUCUGCCUUCCUAUUGAGCUAAAAUGUAAUGCUCUUGAAGGUUUUUUUUUUCCUUGUAUUUAUUUAGCAUUCUGUCCAAUGUGUUUCUUUUUAAUUCUGUUACGAGUAUUGGAAAAACUCCAUAAGCACUUUACUGAUCUGUAGUACAAUGAAUCACAGACUGUAAAGAAAUUACUAGUAAAACAUGAUAUUGGCUUUUUUAAAGGGUAGGAAAUAUCAUUUCAUAAAAAUAGGUGCUAUAGCAUUUUUUUAAAACAAAAUUUGGUCAAAAUCAGAAAAUUUAAACUUUGUAACUUUCUUAGGUCUUUAAUUCCUCAAAUAAAAUUUACCAGGAAAUUUAAAUGAUUUUUUUUAAAGUUUGUGAUACUGUAUUUGAAAAGUUAAAGCAGUAACUUGUUUAAAUCCUAAAUUUCGAGCCAGUCUUAUUUGUGAAUGACUUCAUUCGUUUUUCUGAAUCAUCCAGGAUGGAUGAUUGGCUCGUAGGAAGUAAUUUGAUCCAUUAACAUCAAUAGGUUCAUAUUUUGUAACAUCAAAACAUAAUUUCAAUGGAAGCUCGACUUGAAAGUUAAUGAGCUUGUGUUUCUUUAUAACUUCAAGUUAAACAAAAUGCAUGCCAGAGUAAAAAUUAAAAUAAUAUCUUUGAAAAAAAUGUCAUUAUUAGUGUUCAAUGAAUUAUCUGUAAAUUAUUUUUUUUUUUUUACUAUAUGUAAAUUAUUUUAUUUUUUUUACUAUAGGGAGGAAGUUGUUAUUUUCAAGGAUUUUAUUAAGGAGAAAUAUGCACAUACUGAAUUUUAUUGCUGUAUGAAUCUAGUAAGUUAAAACUGUAUCAUUAACACUUUCAUUCAUCUACAACUAAAGAAAUUCAUUGUGGGAGUAGACCUUGAAUUUUUCUGCUCUUUACUAGAAACACUAUAUUUCCUAACUAGUUCACAGUGACCAUGAAAACCAUUACUUAUCUAUCUGAGAGGUGGAUUUCAAAUAUAUAUAUAUAUUUUUUUAAGAGUGGAAGAAACAUAUUUGACAUUAAUUUUAAAAUAAGGACAAAG
Messenger RNA from Lymnaea stagnalis (great pond snail), 6559 nucleotides. NCBI's taxonomy places the organism in Eukaryota, Metazoa, Mollusca, Gastropoda, Lymnaeidae. The record is from the annotation of a GenBank genome assembly.